CUCUUCCACAGCCUGCCUCUGCUCAGGUACAUCCUUGUGCGAGAGAGGGUCACCAUCGUCCAUGCCCACAGCUCUUUCUCUGCCAUGGCCCACGACGCGCUCUUCCACGCCAAGACCAUGGGCCUGCGGACGGUGUUCACGGACCACUCUCUCUUUGGGUUUGCAGAUGUCAGCUCGGUGCUAACCAACAAACUUCUGACUGUGUCCCUCUGUGAUACAAAUCACAUAAUCUGUGUCUCUUAUACAAGUAAGGAGAACACAGUGCUGAGAGCAGCUCUGGAUCCUCAGAUAGUCUCUGUCAUUCCCAAUGCUGUAGACCCCACCGACUUCACUCCAGACCCAUCAAGAAGGGAUGAUAGUACAAUAACGAUUGUUGUUGUCAGCAGACUUGUUUACAGAAAAGGUAUAGAUUUGCUUAGUGGUAUAAUUCCUGAGCUCUGUCAGAAAUAUCCAGAUUUACAUUUCUUAGUUGGAGGAGAAGGACCAAAACGAAUCGUUCUGGAAGAAGUCCGGGAAAGAUACCAGCUGCAUGACAGGGUACGUCUCCUAGGAGCCUUGGAACACCAGGAUGUUAGAAAUGUCCUAGUCCAGGGACAUAUUUUUCUCAACACUUCUCUCACUGAGGCCUUUUGUAUGGCAAUAGUGGAAGCAGCGAGCUGUGGUUUACAGGUGGUGAGUACGCGAGUUGGUGGGAUUCCUGAGGUGCUUCCAGAAAAUCUUAUUCUUUUAUGUGAACCCUCGGUGAAAUCUUUGUGUGAUGGAUUAGAAAAAGCUAUUGCUCAGCUCAAAUCAGGAACGUUGCCGUCUCCAGAAACUGUUCAUAAUAAAGUAAAAACUUUUUAUACAUGGAGGAACGUAGCAGAGAGAACUGAGAAAGUAUAUGAGAGGGUUGCAAAUGAACUGGUUUUAUCGAUGGAUGACCGACUCAACAGGCUAAUAUCUCACUGCGGACCAGUGACUGGUUAUAUUUUUGCUCUUUUUGCUGUUCUGAACUUCCUUUUCUUGGUGUUUCUGAGGUGGAUGACUCCAGAUUCCAUUAUUGAUGUUGCAAUAGAUGCCACAGGUCCUAAAGGUGCAUGGACUAAACAGUAUUUCCUUGGUAAAAAAGGAAGAAUUAAAGAUGAAAUUUUGAAUUCCUAAAAUGCUCAAGAUGGAGAGAGGACAAAAAAAAAAAAAAACAACCAUCGUUCACUAAAUGUUUAAAGCUUGCUGAUAGAGACGUUAUUUUAAGAAUUCUUUAGUUUCUUUCUGAAAUUCUUGGAAAGAAACUUAGUUAAAUGUGCUACCUCAAUUUAGGAUUAAGUGUAAUUUAGUUUUGGACUUCUGGAAAUUUAUGCACAAAUAUUUUGCACUUAAAGCUGGGAGAGCAGAUGGAUUUUUCACAGCUUGGUGUCAAAAGUUGUUGAGACAAAAGUACUAGAUUUUUCUCCACAACUGGAAUAUUUUAGAAAGAGUGAACGUAAACAUUUAUGGUAUUUGGGAAAUAGAAACACAAAAAUUAUUAGUGUGACAGGCUUCUGUCUGCACAGCUUUAUUUUAUAGUUCUUCCUUUCUCUGACUGAAUUAGAUCAACCUGUUGCUAUGCCACAGAUUCAUUAUGGAUUUUCUUACAUUUUCAGAAGUGCUAAAUUUGUCCCGUUCACUUCCCCAUGUGAAAGUGAAGUAAAGCAUAUGACUCUUCUUAUUUUAUUUCUUAAAUACAUAGGUGAAGGAAAGGUAAUACUUAGAGACUAGCAUAAUAUGAUAUAGCCUUCAGAAUCAGCUCAGGCCUGAAAACUCUUCCAACAGUCUAUGCCAAAGUGUGAAGUGACAUGUGUGACAGAGAGCGAGAGACGGAGAAUCUCUGAAGGACUAGACAAGUACCAUCGUAUUUUUUCCCCCUACUUAUGACAUAAAUGACAUUUCAAUCCCCCUCUGGGAGGGACAGUAUUUAGUUGUGUGCUUUCACCUAGACACUGUCAGGUGUUCUGCUGGUUCUGAAAGUUGAGUCUUCUUGGGGAAAGUAUCCCUUAAAUGGAAAUAACCAAGACAUAUAUAUAUACUUGUCACGUAAGAAAUGUGGCUUCUUGCAUCUGUUAGCAGCCCUGCGUAAGGCAUAGCUAUACCUGUGACAAUAGGAAGAACACACGAAUGUGUGAGAGGAGACAAAGAGGAGUAGGACUUCUCGCAUUUAUAUUGAACAGCUCUCAAACUACUCCUACCUGAUGCACUGAAUUAAUUUCUCUUUCAAGCAUCUCGAAAGACUGAAAAUUUCUAUGAUUUUUAUGACCUUGUGCAUGCUGCAAUUUUGGACACUGUAUUAAUAUUAAAACUGUGCAAUAUGAAAAGAUUGUUUUGAAACCCUUGAAGGGUAGUAUUUAAAAAAAACAACCUCUGUCAGUGUCGUCUUGUUUCUGUUGAGAUGCAAAUAACCUAACUUUUGCUGUUUUAUAAUUUAAUCAAACAUAUUUUCAUGAAGCCUUUGAUAUUUAACAUACAAUAAGUGUUGUCUUGCAACUUGAAUUUUUUUUAAACUUUACAUUAAAAGUGGAGAUCAGCUAAAAUGGUGCCACACAGAUUAUUGAAAAAUAGGUGGAAUUAAAAUAAUGUUUUACUUCUAAAAGCCUUCCUGCCCCAUUCCUCCCCCUCCCUUUUUUUGGUAAGGCUACAACUUUUUAAAAAACACUGAUAAUCA
Struthio camelus australis is the source of this 2674-nucleotide messenger RNA. It is a transcript of the gene PIGA, whose product is annotated as phosphatidylinositol glycan anchor biosynthesis class A. The record is from RefSeq and is a predicted model, not a curated record. Gene Ontology annotation, cellular component: glycosylphosphatidylinositol-N-acetylglucosaminyltransferase (GPI-GnT) complex. Gene Ontology annotation, molecular function: phosphatidylinositol N-acetylglucosaminyltransferase activity. NCBI's taxonomy places the organism in Eukaryota, Metazoa, Chordata, Aves, Struthioniformes, Struthionidae. Gene Ontology annotation, biological process: GPI anchor biosynthetic process.